AUGGAUAAAUCAGAGAAAUUACAAUCGUCAAUAACAGUAGCUGUGCGAGUGAGGCCGUUUACAGAGUAUGAGUCUCUCCAUUUGAUAAGGGACAAUGAUGAAAACUUUCAAUACCCUUCAUUGGGCGAUUCUUCUUUAACUUUGCCUGGGAGUAGAGAGGAAAAUAAUGACAGUAAUACCACUAUUAACUCCAAUAAUAAUAAUCAUAAUAAUAAUAAUUCUAAAAAUGAUAUUUGGUACACUGGUAAAAAUCCUUAUUUACUUAAACCUAAUGGGAUUAGAAAAAUUGUAGAUUGUGUAGAUGAGAAAAUGCUAAUAUUCGAUCCAUCGGCAACAAAUCCUUUAAAUAAGUUGAGUGAAACUGUUUUAAAUUCAAUGUAUUCGAGGAAACAAGUGAGUCGUAGACAGCUGAGAAGGAAUGGUGGUGAAAUUAAAUUUAUUUUUGACAAAUUAUUUAAUGAAGGUUCAAGUCAGUUGGCAGUAUAUCGUUCUACAACAAGUUUGUUAUUAGAUUCUGUAUUAGAUGGAUUCAAUGGAACUGUAUUUGCAUAUGGUGCAACAGGGUGUGGGAAGACGUAUACUAUCAGUGGUACACCUGAACAACCAGGGAUAAUAUUCUUGGCAAUGGAGGAAUUGUUUCAGAAAAUAGAAAAUAUUAAAGAUACCAAAAAUUUUGAAUUAACAUUAUCCUAUUUAGAGAUAUACAAUGAAUCGAUUCGUGAUUUAUUAAAUCCAGAUACUCCUUCCAAAAAAUUAGUCAUACGUGAAGACAAUGAAAGCAAAAUAAGUGUAGCGAAUUUAUCACAUCAUCGUCCCAAAACUGUUCAAGAUGUAAUGGACCUAAUUAUUAAAGGUAAUAUAAAUAGGACAACAUCUGCAACCGAUGCUAACGAAACAUCUUCUAGAUCACAUGCAGUUUUACAAAUUCAUAUAUCUCAGACAAAUAGAACAGUUGAUUUAACCAGCAGCCACGUAUUUGCCACAUUAUCUAUAAUUGAUUUGGCAGGUAGUGAGAGAGCAGCUUCGACUAAAAAUCGUGGCGAAAGGUUAUAUGAGGGUGCCAAUAUUAAUAAAUCCUUAUUAGCAUUAGGAAAUUGUAUCAAUGCACUAUGUUUGAAUGACGGUACACGCAGGUCGUGUCAUGUUCCAUACAGAGAUUCUAAACUAACAAGAUUACUAAAAUUUUCAUUAGGUGGGAAUUGUAAGACAGUGAUGAUUGUGUGUGUAUCACCGAGCAGCACGCAUUAUGAUGAAACUUUAAACACUUUAAAAUAUGCUAAUCGUGCCAAAGAAAUCAAGACCAAAGUUAUUAGGAACCAACAAUCUUUGAAUCGACACGUUGGAUCAUAUCUGAAGAUGAUUACAGAACAGAAGAAGGAAAUUGAUGAAUUGAGACAAAGAGAACAGAAUAUGAUCGAGAUUCAAUUAAAGAAGUAUAAAUUAGGGAGAGAAAAAAUCCAGCUAUCAAUGGACGAUUGUUUAAGAAAUAUACAAAACACGUAUGCGCAAACCAGUAAAUUCCAGAAUGCCAAGAAUAUUAAAUCAUUGAUACUUUGUAAACGCCGGUUCUUACAAAUGAUAAACUUAGAAUUGGAUAGUGUAUUAUACGUUGUUAAUAGUACACAAGAUAUGGGUGUUAUGGAGACUUGCAAUAUAUUGAAAGAACAGAUAUUGAAUAAGAUACGAGAAUUGGAAGAACAAUUUGACACACCAGAUGAGUUGGAUCUAGUAAUUGAGCAUUCCAAGAAAAAUGAUGCGAUGAAAUUAUCUGAGAUGGAGUAUUGGGAUGACAUUAUAGACCGAGCUAAUUUUGAAAGUCGAUUAGACAAUAUCAAUGAAGUAGUUCGAAAUGAAGUGCUUGUCAAUGGAUCUAUGUUAACUGAGAAACUAUUUGAAAAUGAAAACUUGAUGUACAAGUGCAAAUUUUUCUCCAAAUGUUUGUAUCAUCAAGGAGAUAUCAAUGAGUCGUUACAAGAACUAUUAGAUAUCGAUAAAGAGUUUGAACAAUUUGGACAAAGGAUGUUUGCCAGUAUAAACUUCAACGUGAAUGUAUCGAAAACUCAAAAAGUUGCGACAGUGCCCAUAGCGUCAGUAUCAUCAGAGAAGAAAUUGGUGAAACCUAUUAAAGUGACUAAAAGCACUACUGAGAUGAGUAAUUCUACUAAUAGUUCGCCGUCACCCAAAAACAUUGAAAAAAUUCUAAGACCAAUAAUAGCAUCGAAGAAAACGGCGACUACGACAUGGACGAAUAGCCAUAAUAACAAUGGGCAAACGCCGGUGAAGAGGAAGAGUAUACGUAAUACGAGUCGGAUGUCGUUAGAUCCUGAGAUUACAGACAUUGAUGUGAGCAUGCAGGAUAUAUAUCCAGUUCAUAGCAAUACGUUGUUGGCACCACCGUUACGCAAACCAGAAGCCAGAUAG
Messenger RNA from Vanderwaltozyma polyspora DSM 70294, 2421 nucleotides. It is a transcript of the gene KIP3, whose product is annotated as tubulin-dependent ATPase KIP3. Gene Ontology annotation, molecular function: microtubule binding; ATP binding; microtubule motor activity. Bases 1 to 2421 code for a protein of 806 amino acids. The record is from RefSeq and is a predicted model, not a curated record. NCBI's taxonomy places the organism in Eukaryota, Fungi, Ascomycota, Saccharomycetes, Saccharomycetales, Saccharomycetaceae. Gene Ontology annotation, biological process: microtubule-based movement; mitotic spindle organization. The transcript has a single exon.